CCGUCGCUCUGCGCCUCGCGUAGUCUCUAGCGGUCCCUGCCUCCCUCCUCCAUGGCGUCGCUCCUGUGCUGUGGGCCUAAGCUGGCCGCCUGUGGCAUCGUCCUCAGCGCCUGGGGAGUGAUCAUGUUGAUAAUGCUCGGGAUAUUUUUCAAUGUCCAUUCUGCUGUGUUAAUUGAAGACGUUCCCUUCACGGAGAAAGAUUUUGAGAACGGCCCUCAGAACAUAUACAGCCUGUACGAGCAAGUCAGCUACAACUGCUUCAUCGCCGCGGGCCUCUACCUCCUCCUCGGAGGCUUCUCCUUCUGCCAAGUCCGGCUCAAUAAGCGCAAGGAGUACAUGGUGCGCUAGAGCGCUGCCCGGCCUCCCUCCCCACCCGC
Messenger RNA from Acomys russatus (golden spiny mouse), 377 nucleotides. RefSeq names its product ribonuclease K (gene Rnasek). The coding region runs from base 52 to 348 and encodes 98 amino acids. The transcript is spliced from 3 exons. The record is from RefSeq and is a predicted model, not a curated record. Gene Ontology annotation, molecular function: RNA endonuclease activity. NCBI's taxonomy places the organism in Eukaryota, Metazoa, Chordata, Mammalia, Rodentia, Muridae.